CGUGGCAGCAUUAUACCCAUUCGGAUAAAAGUAAAAUAAAAUAGAAGGAAAGCAAAAUCUCUGACUGCUAAUCUAGAAAUUGAUUGAAUUAUUUUAUUUUGAAACUCGAUCAUUGAAUUUUGACCGUUGAUUUCAUUUGUUCUCUUUUCAAUCUUUGUUUGAUGGAAGUCCGACCCAAUCAAACGGUGGACAAUUCGCCGACCACGCCGCAACAGCAUCAACGCCAUGCAGCUGCCGCUUCAUCUAAACAACCCGUUUCCACUACCAACGCCGUUGACACCACUUCCGUUUCUCAAAGGCUUCAAAAGGAGCUGAUGGCUCUCAUGAUGUGUGGAGGUGAUCUUGGAGUGUCGGCAUUUCCAGAAGGCGAAAGCAUUUUCACAUGGAUUGGUACAAUUGAGGGUGGAAAGGGAACUAUGUACGAAGGUUUAUCAUACAAGCUUUCCUUGCAUUUCACGUCAGAAUAUCCUUUCAAGCCACCUCAAGUAAAGUUUGAGACAAUGUGCUUUCAUCCCAAUGUUGACCAGUUUGGUAAUAUUUGCCUUGACAUUCUUCAGGAUAAGUGGUCUUCAGCUUAUGAUUGUAGAACCAUUCUUUUGUCAAUUCAAAGUUUACUAGGAGAGCCAAAUCCCGAGAGUCCGCUCAACACCUAUGCCGCAGCACUGUGGAACAAUAAAGAAGAUUACAAAAAAAUGGUCCAAGAACAAUAUUUUGGUGGAAAAGCGUAUGAGAGCUGAUAUGUAGAGCCCCUUCUUCGGAGGCCAGCAUGUCGUUUUUAUGGUUGAAUUUGUUGAUAAAGCUCCGAGGUAAGAGAAAUAUAAUUCGGAGUUUAACAGCAGUGGCCUCAAUCAAUGUACAUUCGGGUUUACUAUCCGAUUCAAUUUUAUACAUUGUUAGAAAAGAAACACAGAAACUUGAAUAAAUAUGUAUGUUUUCUUUGCAAAGUGAAUAAA
Molecule: messenger RNA, 953 nt
Organism: Gossypium arboreum
Lineage: Eukaryota; Viridiplantae; Streptophyta; Magnoliopsida; Malvales; Malvaceae
Product: ubiquitin-conjugating enzyme E2 20-like
Exons: 6
Coding region: 162-737 (191 amino acids)
Source: RefSeq, a predicted model, not a curated record